AUGUCGACCUCGUCGCAAUCGUCGUCCGCUAUGUCGAAACAGAACUCGCAGGGCGGCUGUUUGGAUCCCAUGGACUCGCUGGUCGACUUCUCCGAGUAUGAACAGCUAUCCUACAACUCGCCGUCCAUGUCGCCCUCGGCCAGCAAGAACCAAUUCUCCAAAACCCAGAGCCAAUUCACAACAACCCCCAUCUCCAACACGCCGGCUGCGCUGCCGUCCAGCUCGAGUUCUACCUCGCAGUCGACGCUUCCCGGUCCGAGCCACCAAUAUGACCUCUAUCGUCAGCAAACGGGCAUUCCGCAGGGAGCCGUGGCCAACACCUUGGCUGUAAACUCGUCCAGUUCCCACAUCAAGAGCCAGUAUGGGUUUUCUGAUAGUUACUUCUCGGGGCUCAACUCGGGCCUCAGUCCAGGGGACGAUCUCCUCGACUUCAACACCGUCCCAACACGGGACGGGUCGGGCUCGUUCAACCCCUCAGAUAUGGAUAUGGACUUUGGCUCUCCCGCCACCGAGCCAGCAUUCUUCUAUCCCGACCGCCCCUCGCCUGAGUUUAUCGACCCGAGUGCCAUUGGUACAUCAAACCAUGGUCUCCAAAAUGCCGCUCUCCCAGCUCAGAGCAGCAACGUUGGUCGUCUCUGGCCUGGCAUGCAUCAGCAACAAGCUCUCGCCAAGGCGCAAGCCCAGCAAAAGCAGCAGCAACAACAACUCAUCCAGCAACAACAACAACGCCCAAGCGGACAAUCAUCGAGGCAAUCGUCUCAACGACCCCGAGCAUCCCACCCACCGACGGACCCGAUCGUCGAGGAGAAGAUCUCUCAGCUCCUCAAUUCGAUGAGACACAGCAGCGUUGCCACCGAUGACCACGAAGGCCGCACCCCAGAUUCGGGUAACAUGUCGCACGCCCAACGCAUGCGCAAGGACGAGGAAGAGAUGGACGAAGAUGAGCGUCUAUUGGCGAGUGAAGAGGGGAAGAAACUCAGCAGCAAGGAACGGAGACAACUACGAAACAAGGUUUCUGCACGAGCCUUCCGAUCAAGACGGAAGGAAUACAUCAGCCAACUUGAAGGCGAGAUCGCGGUCAAGGUCAACGAGAAUCAAGACCUCCGCUCCGAGAAUCGUGCUUUGAUGGAGGAGAACACUCGUCUCUCCGACCUCACUCGCAUGCUCCUCUCCUCUCCUGCCUUCUCCGGCUUCCUUGACACCCUCGCCCAAAAUCCCGCCGCGGCCCAAACCGCGCAGCAAGUCACCCAACCCCGUGUCGAGCAACAGCAACAGCCCCAACGCCAAGUGCGCAAGGACGUCAACCCUUACGCUGCGCAGCAACAACUCCAGCAACAGCAAAUCGGCAUGGCGAUGAUUCCCGAACAUAACGUGGACUUCUCUAUGCUUGAUCUUAACACUGAUGGAGGCUACUCAUUCCAACCUCAGGUCUUCUCUAUCUUCAGCAUGCCCGAUACAGUGAUCGACUCAGACAUCCUCUCGGGCAAGGACUCAUCAUUCACCGCUCCCCCAAGCGAUGAUGAGAAGGUCGAACUUCCCAAGGUGGAGCGGGUACCCGAAAUUGAACCAGUCGAGGCUGCUCCCAAGCCCGUCGAGGCCGAAGAUACCGAGUUUGACUCUGACCCUACAUUUGCUCUGUUCAUAUCCUCUCCCGAAUCAAACACCGCCGCUGCUCCUGCACCCGAGGAGAAGGAAUUUGUCUUCGAUUUCAGUUCUAUCGACGUUACUGCCAAGCCAUCACAAUACGAACUCGUCGCGGCCCCCGCUGACGAUGGUAUUGCUGAUGCUGCCAUGCGGAGGAUAGAGAGACUGACAUCUGAGAUGGAUGUUGUGGUCGAGAGGUUGAGGCGUCUGACCGUCACACUAUAG
Messenger RNA from Venustampulla echinocandica, 1869 nucleotides. RefSeq lists its product as uncharacterized. Gene Ontology annotation, molecular function: DNA-binding transcription factor activity, RNA polymerase II-specific; RNA polymerase II cis-regulatory region sequence-specific DNA binding. Gene Ontology annotation, biological process: regulation of transcription by RNA polymerase II. The coding region runs from base 1 to 1869 and encodes 622 amino acids. NCBI's taxonomy places the organism in Eukaryota, Fungi, Ascomycota, Leotiomycetes, Helotiales, Pleuroascaceae. The transcript is spliced from 2 exons. The record is from RefSeq and is a predicted model, not a curated record.